ACAGGCAGUGUGUGAGUGUGGCAUAACCAAACUUGGUAUCAGACGCAAACACCUCCGAUCCUUCUCUCUCCCACCGCUUCCGCUAUGCACCGUCUCCUCCGCCGCACCCGCUCGGCGGACUUCGACGCGCCGGCGCCCACUCCGCUCGCCGCCGUCCCCAUCGCCACCGCUGCUCCCGCCCCGGUCACCCCUUCCCAGGCCGCGCCCGCUGCCGCGGUCGCCCCAGCACUGCGCCGCGCGCACCUUGGCGAUCUGGGCAAAACGCCCAUGCCCGAAGGGGCUGCGGCUCCUUCCUCCUCCACCUCGGCACCUCGCGUGGUGCCCCCUGCCCCGACCACGGGCGUCCUUCGGACGGCCGGCAGCACCCCCGUUCCGCGCCUCCCGCUCGGCGGCACAGGCGGCGCCCUCGUCCCCCAUCCCGGCCUCGGCGGCUCCGUCGCCGGUCCUUCCUCCACGGCCGGCCUCCCGCCCUCCAUCGCGCACUACUUCACCACCAAGCUCCAACUCGAGUCGGGACCUAGCCACGGGGAAGCUCAUCAUGAGGUCCAAUAGCCACGGGGAUCUCUACCCCUUCUUCACCAACUCCGGCGUCCAGGCAGCACUCUCCGUCGUCACCGAUGACAUCUGGCAUCUUCGCUUAGGGCAUGCUAGCAAUAAAUCAGUUUCUAUUCUAGCACGUGAUUUUCUUCCAACUUGUAAUAAAAAUAGGCCUAGCAACUCCGUCUGCUCAUCAUGUAAACUAGGCAAGCAGCCACGGCUGCCUUUUUCCCUUUCCACUUCCAAAACAAGUGCACCUUUCCAAUUAAUACAUUGUGACUUAUGGA
This is a messenger RNA of Triticum aestivum (bread wheat), 824 nucleotides long. Its product is annotated as translation initiation factor IF-2-like. The record is from RefSeq and is a predicted model, not a curated record. Lineage: Eukaryota; Viridiplantae; Streptophyta; Magnoliopsida; Poales; Poaceae. Bases 85 to 552 code for a protein of 155 amino acids. The transcript is spliced from 2 exons.